AUGCCACAAUCUUUAACCUCUGUCGUGAAAAUGGGUGACUUCAUCCUAAAGAACUCAGCGCUGGCCAAAAUUGCCGUUCCAGUUGCUCAACAAUUUGUCAACCUAUCUGGUUACAGAAAGAUGGGUCUCAGAUUCGAUGAUCUGUUAUCUGAAGAGAACCCAGUUGCUCAAACCGCCUUGAAAAGAUUGCCAGAAGAUGAAUCCUACGCAAGAGUUUUCAGAAUUAUCAGGGCUCACCAAACCAGUUUGACUCAGCACUUAUUGCCAGAAAAUGAGUGGAUUAAGGCUAGCGAAGAUGUUCCUUACUUGACUCCCUACAUUUUGGAAGCUGAAGCAGCUGCUAAGGAGAAGGCUGAUCUGGACAACUUGGAGAUCAGCAAAUAA
Molecule: messenger RNA, 384 nt
Organism: Torulaspora delbrueckii
Lineage: Eukaryota; Fungi; Ascomycota; Saccharomycetes; Saccharomycetales; Saccharomycetaceae
Gene: QCR7
Product: ubiquinol--cytochrome-c reductase subunit 7
Exons: 1
Coding region: 1-384 (127 amino acids)
Biological process (GO): mitochondrial electron transport, ubiquinol to cytochrome c
Source: RefSeq, a predicted model, not a curated record